CAACCAAAAAAUGUUACUGCACUUGAUCAUACAAUCGUUCUUCAUUACAUUGGUACUUGCUGACGAUGAAAAACCUGAUUACUGUGAUCCAAAAUGGUGUCCUAACCAAGGCAAACAUAUUGCCUGCAAAAAUGAUGGAUCAUUCGGAAAAAAAUGCACUGGCAAAUAUUGGACUGAAAAUUUAGAUGACUAUCAGGAGUUAAUAUUGGAUCUUCACAACAACGUGCGCAAUAAAUUUGCCCUUGGAAAGGUGCCUCGUUUUAAGUCAGCUGCUAGAAUGCCUGUUUUGAGAUGGGACAAAAAAAUGACAGAAAUGGCAGAACUCAAUGUAAAAACUUGUCAUUUUGAACAUGACGAAUGUCGAAGUACCGAUGAUUUCCCAUAUUGUGGGCAAAAUAUUUAUUUUGCUCAAACAACUUAUACGAAUUACACAAUGGAGGACUUUAUAAAAGAAGCUGUUGAAUUGUGGUUUUUGGAACAUAAGGAUUGCAAUAUGGACGUCAUGGACAGCUUUAUAGUUACUGACCCUCAAACUGGACAUUUUACAACACUGAUGACAGAUCGGAAUGAUCGUGUUGGUUGCGGAUACAUGCAAUCAAUUCUUCAAAGACGAUUCAGGAAACCACUGAUAACUAUAAUAUUUUCAUGCAAUUAUCCAUCAACAAAUAUUGUUGGCAUUCCAGCUUAUAAAUCUGGUGAAGUAGCUUCAUUAUGUACUAAACCUCAUGAUAUUUAUAAGGGUUUAUGUUUUGAAAAAGAAGACAUCGAUCCAAAUAACUUUGAUUGGUAUUUUGAUUAA
Episyrphus balteatus (marmalade hoverfly) is the source of this 799-nucleotide messenger RNA. RefSeq names its product antigen 5 like allergen Cul n 1-like. The coding region runs from base 11 to 799 and encodes 262 amino acids. The transcript has 4 exons. The record is from RefSeq and is a predicted model, not a curated record. NCBI's taxonomy places the organism in Eukaryota, Metazoa, Arthropoda, Insecta, Diptera, Syrphidae.